Messenger RNA from Lactuca saligna, 1766 nucleotides. The record is from the annotation of a GenBank genome assembly. Lineage: Eukaryota; Viridiplantae; Streptophyta; Magnoliopsida; Asterales; Asteraceae.
AUGGUCUUUUCCCUAGAAUUCCAUAGACUACCCCCAGGGUCUUACAACCAAGUGCCAUGGGCUACCCCUAUGGUCUUUCAUGCAAUUGACAUGGGCUACCCCCACGGUCUUUCAUACAAAUUCCAUGGGCUACGCCCAAGGAAAUCAGAAAGGAGAAACAUUGAAAGUAACACCCAACAAAAAGCUUCCCUACGCCAACUUCUCUCCAACGGAAUUGAAUCGAUUCAACACAUUCUUGUUCCUCCACCACCCAACACCCCCCUCCUCCCAUUAGGGUUCCACCUUCUCCUCCAUAAAAUCUAUUUCGAUUUCAAUUCAAUCAAGAUUCACAAAGUUUUCCUCAAGGAACCAGAAGCAAAACCAAAGCCGCCCAGCUUUCCGUUUCUCUCAUUUUCCCCAGAUUUGAACAACAAUCAAAAUCAAGAAUCUCUAAUCCGCAGAUUUGGGGAUUCCGUGCGAGAAAUGUGGGAUGUCAGAAGGAUUCAUGAAUCUCCUUUCGAUGGAUUGUUAUGGUAUCGAGAUAUCGGAAAAUACAGUGGCGGAGAUUACUCCAUGGCCGUCGUUCAGGCUAACCAGGUGCUUGAAGACCAAAGCCAGAUCGAGUCUGGUCCUUUCGGUACAUUUGUUGGCGUCUAUGAUGGUCAUGGCGGACCUGAUGUCGCCCGAUACGUUUGUGACAACUUGUUCAGGAAUUUUCAAGCAAGAUCUAGCGAGGAUUAUGGUGUGGUGACUCCAGAUACCAUAAAGAACGCGUUUCUUGCAACUGAGAAUGGAUUCACUGCUGUAGUGUCCGAGUUAUUUAACACGCGUCCUAGCAUUGCAACCGUUGGAUCAUGUUGCUUAGUUGGAGUUAUAUAUCAGCAGACUCUUUUCAUAGCCAAUCUUGGAGAUUCACGUGUUGUUCUUGGUAAAAAAGUUGGUAACACUGGAGGAAUGGCAGCUAUUCAGUUGUCAUCAGAGCAUAAUGCAAAUCUUGAGGAAGUUAGACACGAGUUAAAGAAUUUACACCCACAUGAUCCACAGAUUGUUGCUUUGAAACAUGGAGUUUGGAGGGUCAAAGGCAUCAUUCAGGUUUCGAGGUCAAUUGGGGAUGUUUAUAUGAAACACACGGAGUACAACAACGAUCAAAUUUUACCAAAGUUCAGACUUCCCGAAGCAACGGUUAUGCCAAUCAUGUCAGCUACUCCAUCAAUCCUUACUCACGACAUUCAACCAAGCGAUUCAUUUCUCAUAUUUGCUUCUGAUGGUUUAUGGGAACACUUGGGUAAUGAAGAAGCCGUGGAAAUCGUUCAUAAUAAUCCACGCGCCGGAAUAGCAAAGAGGCUGGUGAAAGCGGCGCUGCAUGAAGCGGCAAAAAAGCGUGAAAUGCGAUAUUCUGAUCUCCGGAAAAUCGACAAGCGGGUGCGGCGUCACUUCCACGAUGACAUAACUGUAAUUGUGUUGUUUCUAAACUAUGAUCAGAUAAGUAGGGCCUCCUCCUCCUCCUCAUCAUCAACCAAUGCUCCUCAUGUCUCCCUUCGAAGUGCAUUGGAACACUAGUCAAUGUGUCUUUUGAAUCAUAUAGAGUUUCAUUUUAAUCAACGAGAAAGAGAUGGAAUAUGGAUGUUGUUGAAUCUCAUAAAAUUUUAAGUUCUUUUGUAAUAUGAUGAUGUUUAUUAUCAUGAUCUUUUUUACUCUACUAUAAACGUUCAUAAUAAUUAUUGGUGUUAGAAUUUUUGCCCAAUUCAUCGUUUCUGUUUUGUUAUAAAGAGUUGUUUACAUUGGAG